Molecule: messenger RNA, 1802 nt
Organism: Indicator indicator
Lineage: Eukaryota; Metazoa; Chordata; Aves; Piciformes; Indicatoridae
Gene: ITM2A
Product: integral membrane protein 2A
Exons: 6
Coding region: 39-794 (251 amino acids)
Biological process (GO): negative regulation of amyloid precursor protein biosynthetic process
Cellular component (GO): extracellular exosome; plasma membrane; Golgi apparatus
Molecular function (GO): amyloid-beta binding
Source: RefSeq, a predicted model, not a curated record
UCUUCAGCGGGGAGGCGGCGGAGCGGAGGAGCGCAGCCAUGGUGAAGAUCGCCUUUAACUCCCCCUUCGCCCAGAAGGAUGAGCCCAAGAAGGAGGCGGCCGAGGCGUUGGUGGCCGAUAAGGAUCCAGAAAUUGCCACACAUGGAGGUGAAAAUUCAUCUGGAAGAUGCCUGCUGACUCUGCUAGGCCUAGCAUUCAUCUUGGCAGGAGUUGUUGUUGGUGGAGCCUGCAUCUACAAGUACUUCAUGCCUAAGCAUAAGGUGUACCGUGGUGAAAUGUGCUACUUUGAGAAUGAAAACCGUGAUCGUGCAGUGGAACCUUACUUCCUCCCCAUUGCUGAAGAAGCUGACAUCAGAGAAGAUGACAACAUAGCCAUCAUUGAUGUUCCUGUCCCCAAGUUCUCGGACAGCGAUCCAGCAGCGAUCGUUCAUGACUUUGAUAGGCUUUUGACAGCCUAUCUUGACCUGCAACUGGGUAACUGCUACGUGAUUCCACUCAACACAUCCAUAGUCAUGCCACCAAGAAACCUGAUGGAUCUCUUUGCCAAACUGGCGACUGGCUCUUACUUGCCUCAGACCUACCUAGUCCGUGAAGAGAUGGUGGUUACAGAGGAAAUAGAUAAUGUGUCUGAUUUGGGUAUCUUCAUCUACCAACUCUGUGUUGGGAAGGAGACCUUCAGACUUCAGCGCAGAGACCAGAUAAUGGGUCUGCAGAAACGUUCAGUGGAGAACUGCCAUUCAAUCAGACACUUUGAAAGCUCUUUUGUUGUUGAAACAAAGAUUUGUCAGCAGUGAAAGGUGUUGGGAGGGGAAGUGACUAGUUCACACCUUUGAGAAGUCUGAGCAUUAGACAGCGACUUCUGAAAUUAAAAUGUGCAGUGAUAAUCAAAAGCCUUAUGCAUUUUCUGUGUAUUGCUUGUAUUUCAACAGACAAAAGUCACCAUUUCAGCUUUCUUUGAUUAUUGGUAUAACUUUCUAGUUGUCUCAUGUAAAACUUAAAUUGGAGUAAGGUUGAAUUUGUUUUAGGAGGUUAAUACCGGUUUUGUUUAGGAGGUUAAUAUCAGUUUAUACAUUGAAUGUGUUUGAUUUAGUGUAAUCUGGGAAUGGCAGAAAAAUAUAUAUAGAAAAAAGUGUUAACCAAUCCCUUGGCUGGAACCAAUUCUGUUUCACCUUAACUUUCACAGAAUGACAAAUAUGAAUAAUCUGUGGUUUGCACAUCUUGUGUAGCUCUUGUAGGAUAGCUCUGCACUCCGCAUCCUAUCUAAACAAAAAACAACCCUUCUAAUGAGCAUCACUAAAGGUUUAUUUUAACUACCAUGUGUGAAGCAUGUAAAAUCCACCCUCCGUGAUCAUAAACCUUUAACACUACCCUGUUUAAUUUUUGUGCAAUUACUGUAUUGAAUUCGUAUGUAUAUUUGGAACCUUCCCCCAGCUUACGUUUCAUUCUUCUACCUUGGUUUGGGUUUUUUUGUGGUAUUUAGUUGGUAGAUUCCAGUAGAGUUGCUCCCAAAGCUUGUCAGUAUUUUUAGUUAUGAAUUGGUUUAUCCUGUAACUUCUUGUUUCAAGAAUCUCUUCUGGUAGAGCUCACUUGUGAAUGUGAACUGUAGUUGUAAACCUAAAACCUACAACCUACUCUCUGGCUUCUAUAAACUUUUUAGGUCAACUUUUUAUGAGCAAGUAGCAGUCAGCGUUGUUCCUUUUCUUUUGAGAGCUGCAGUCUAAAGAUAACAGAGUUAGUUUCCUGCAGUUGAUGAACUCGAGAGUUUUAUUAAGGGACUUUAUAUUGGCAUAAAUUCUGCAACC